Molecule: messenger RNA, 5374 nt
Organism: Alligator mississippiensis (American alligator)
Lineage: Eukaryota; Metazoa; Chordata; Crocodylia; Alligatoridae
Gene: SIRT4
Product: sirtuin 4
Exons: 6
Coding region: 164-1120 (318 amino acids)
Molecular function (GO): NAD+ binding; NAD-dependent protein lysine deacetylase activity
Source: RefSeq, a predicted model, not a curated record
UCUGUUUUGUGCAGCCAGCGUCAUUUUUCUGGAGGUCAGUAUUCCUGAGAGGUGCCUCUGGAAGAAGGCCACCAGCAAGGUCUCUGUCUUGGAGAGAUGACACAGCAGAGUGAUUUUUCUUCUUUCUGCACAUGAGAGACCAGGGUCAGGCAGGGCAUCGUCCAUGGAAAACAUGUUCUGUGCUGGAAGGGCAGCAGGAGGUUGCACAACUCUCAGGUUCCACCACAGCAGAUCCUAUUCUGUAGCCAAGACCUCUCCAAACCUGACUUUCGUGCCAGCCAGCUCUCCUCCAGAUCCCACAGAAGUGGAGGAGCUGCAGCACUUCAUUUCCCAUUCCCAGAGGCUCUUUGUAAUGACUGGAGCUGGAAUCUCAACUGAAUCGGGAAUCCCUGACUAUCGCUCGGAGGGAGUUGGACUUUAUGCCAGGACAGAUAGGCGGCCCAUCCAGCACGCCCAGUUUGUUCACAGUGCCAGUGCCCGUCAGAGGUAUUGGGCAAGGAACUUUGUAGGCUGGCCCAAGUUCUCCUCUCAUCAGCCUAAUGCAGCACACCUGGCCUUAAGGAAUUGGGAGAGACUAGGGAAACUCCACUGGCUGGUGACCCAGAAUGUGGAUGCCCUGCAUAGCAAGGCUGGAAGUCAGCAGAUGACAGAGCUGCAUGGAUGCACACACAGAGUUUUCUGCUUGGGUUGUGGAGAUCAAACCCCCCGUUCUGAGCUUCAGGAACGCUUUGAAGCUAUGAAUCCCACAUGGACAGCUGAAGGACAUGGUGUGGCCCCUGAUGGGGAUGUCUUCCUCACAGAGGACCAGGUGCGUUAUUUCCGUGUCCCAGCCUGCAGCAAAUGUGGUGGGAUCCUGAAGCCAGAUGUGACAUUCUUCGGGGAUUCUGUGAGCCGUGAAAGAGUGGAUUUGGUGCGCCAGCGCCUGGCUGAAUCAGAUUCUGUGCUGGUGGUAGGAUCCUCUUUGCAGGUAUACUCUGGUUACAGGUUUGCUCUUGCUGCCCAUGAGAAGAAGCUCCCAAUUGCAAUACUGAACAUUGGGCCCACAAGGUCAGAUCAUUUGGCAUCCUUGAAACUGAAUUCCCGCUGCGGGGAGUUGCUGCCUUUGAUUGCCCUGCAGUGAUCCAGGUUCCAAACCCCACAAGGGAGGCACCCACACUAACAAAACUAGGGCUAAGACUUCUACACAGCAGCAUCCUCCAUGCAACCAAGUACCUUGCAUGGAAUUUUUAUUCAAGUAGCAGUUUUCCACACAGGAAGAGACCCUUAUGUCCCUUUUGGAAGAGAGCCUGAGCCAGGUUUCUCAUUAUCCAUGUAAUCUCCAAUGCCCAGUAUGGGCAUGUUAAAAACAGAGGCUGCAGAUUUUGUGCCAGAAAGGCCUGCUUUUUGAGAAAAUGUGGGACUGUUGCCAAGAGGCCUAGAAUAAGAAAACAUUCCCAGCGAAGACCCCCUGAAAGAAGAAUCCAUCCUCCUGCCCCGAACCUGCCUCUCAUUCAUUACAACUAUGAGUAUCUACAAGCACAGUCAAAGCACUCCUUAGAGUAAUGAUAAAUAAGGCAAAGCUACACCAGCCCUCCAAUGGUUUACAUUAUAUACAUGCACAUAUACAGGAACAGUGAAAAGUAUAUGUCUCUGGGUGCGCGACUAAUUCAAAGCAAUAAACUCCGGAACUUAUUGCACCAGAGUUUAUUGCUCCCAGGUGCACUGUUUGAUUUGUAUCCAGGCCCACAGCAAGUUGAGCUGGGUCAGAGUAGCCCCAUCUGGUAGAGGGUUUGGGGGCUCAGCCUGCCAUCCUGGGGCUGCUCUGACCCAGCUCAACAUGCUGUUGGGAGCUGGCCAGAGCAUUAGGGUGCUCUAGCGCAGGGCUAGCUGGCAGGCAGCCCCCUCACUGAAGCACCUUCAUGGCCCAGCCAGCUGUAUCAGUGUCUACAUGUGCAGAGCUGUGAAGUAAAAAACUGCAGUUUUUUAGCUUACUCCAGUCUUAUAGCCCAUCACAUGUAGACACUGAGAUGUUUACUGCAGAUCUAAUUAGUCUACUCUGCAGUAAAUAUCUUGUGCAGACGUGCCCCCUGAAAGCAAAACUCACUAUGUAAUAUUACUCUAUACAAACAUUUUUUUAAAAUAUAUUUUGGAAAUUUUUUUGUGUUCCAGGUCAAAUUAGACAGAUCAGUUCUGAAUCCUUUGAAUUGUUGAAAAAACAUGUGGCCCUGCUACCAGCAAGUAUCCAAGUAUAAAUUAGAGUGCCUUAGGAAACUUGUAUAUUUCCUACCAGGGCUGUGUGUCUCCUCUCUGUGCAGCCAGCCUGCAGGCAAGGGAGGGGGAGCAGGUAUGCAGUGAUCAAGGGUGGGGAUUACCCCCCACCCUCCAUUAAGAGAAGGUUGCCAGUGCCCCAUGGCACCAGCAGAGAGGGGGCACAACCACCAAGCUGCCUUCACACUGCCCCCUGACAUCAGGGAAUGAACCCUGGCUGGUUCUUUGCAUCCAGCUGGCAGAGGAGGGUAAAGCAGGCAGAGGGGCAGCAAUUGAGCUGGCUGGUUUCUUAGCCUUUGCCAGUGCAGGGAGGCACUCAGUCCCCACCACCAAACACUGAACAUCUGUUAGCUUUGAUGACACUAACUUUAAGCACUUUGUGUAAAGCACAAACAUAUUACACCAUGAUCGAGGUGACCUUCUUUAACUUUUGUAAGCAGUCCAUGCAACCCACAGAGAGAACACAGGUAUCAGCCGUGACAUGGUGGGUAACUGUCAUAAGACCUACCUUAAGAAGGUGGUGUGCCUCAUCUUAUUGAUGUGAUUGCCAGUCUGGAGGGAGGUGUAGAGGCCCCAGGGUUCAGCACUAUAGGAUGCACAUCAAUCAUACUGUUGGAAGACAUGGAGUUCAGUAAAGGAGAUGACCUGUUGUUUAGCUGGGUUCAAUAAGAACAAGGGAACUUGAGGGGAGGGGAGAUGUAAAAAUUCUAUAGGAGGCAAAAUAGAAGAACCUUGCACCGAAGACCUGGCAGCAGGAGGAGCAGCAUUACAGGCCUGGAGUAUAUCAAAUGGAUAUUCAAGUCAUACUGGACAGGCACCUCCUCUCCUUCCAUCACAGGUUCACUUUCUAGCCCCCCUGUCAGCAAGGAGGAAAGAGACAUAUCCCCUAACAACCUUGUGUUGUUACCUUUCCAGACCUGACCUUCCGCAGUGCAUCAGACCCUCACACCUUUUCUGGUUCAUUGUUGACACACCAGCCCAGUGAUACUUCAGGUCAUUUUUUGAAGCUGUCGCUCCAUUCAGCUAUCAGAAAUAAAAGCACUCAUUAGAGAGCACCACAAGAACUGUUUCUUUACAAGUCGGCUUGCUAAACCAACCCCCAGCACUGCUGUCUCUUCCCUUUCAGCCACUCCAGCAUGGGAGAAGCUGCUGAGGCUGGGCUGAAGGAGCCAUGAGCUCCAUAAAUGAUUAUUCCUGCCUUUGUUCCCAGAGCAUCUCUGCUGGGAAGGGUGAGGUUGGAGCAGCAGAGAGAGAUUUGGCUCUGACUCUGGUCAGUGGUGCCUAUGUGAAUGUCUACUAUCAGACUUGCCCCACCUUAGAAAGGCCUGCAACCCCACAUAACAUGCUUCAGUAUCGAGACUCCAGGAUUUGUCUGUCUGGAAGAUAUGGAAAGAUUGGAAUCCCCAGGAACACAUGAGCAGAAGAGCCAGGUACAAACCUGCUUGUUCAUAAGUUGUGGGAAAGGGUCAAAGACUCGGCAUGGUGACCUUGGGAGCAGAAGCAAAUUGCAACGUGCUUGUGUGGAGGGGACAGAAACCUCACACCAGAGCCUGAUGCUUCCCAGCUGUGUGCCUUGGACAUCACACUUCCACAGCCAUUGCAGCAAGGAAGAAAAACCAUCAGAGCAUUUCUAACCCACAGCUGUAAGGUCUCUGCCAACAUUGCACAGUUCAGAGAGGCAGGCUGGGCAGAUUAUGGCUAUUUGUAUUUUGGGUCUAAUUAGAAAUCAAGCCCUCCCAGUUCAGUGGUGGUAGAUGGAGCCUUUCACUUCUAUGUGACUUGGUCCAUUGCAGCCCAGAUCAGUGGUGACUUAAACCAGCCCUUGGGAGCUUUUUGUGGUCUACAUUAAUUAAAUGCCUCAGGUAUGAGUUGGUGGAUGUCCAUAUCACCACAGCUGCCUGUUGGCUGUCUCAGCCAAGAGACUUUGGAAACUGAACUUCUUCACCCCAAGCUUCUGUCCUUCCAGACCAGGGAGAUACACUGGGAGAUGGAGAAUCUGUUAACAGAGGACUUCAACUUAUGCCCUUGCCAACCUAACAUUUUUCAUCCUACAUACAUUUGGCGAGGAUUUUUUUCUUUUAAAAUGCCAAAUUGCUCCUGGCUCAAAGAGUCUCCCUCUGAAAGGGAAAGAAACUAGUCUUUUGGAUGCUCCUGGUGAACAUCCAUACUCAAAGCAAAACAGCUUUACUUUCAGAUUUGUUUGGUUUCAAUUUAAUGUAGUGACACUCCUCUUGAUAAUUAAAAUUCACAGGGAAACAUCAACACUGUUUAUCCACCAGUCCUACUGCCUGCAGCUCAGCUGCUGCUGGGACCUUUUCUCUUGGCAAGAAUCCCAAGCUAGAUGUAUACAUGCACCCUUGCACACGUCACUCUGCAGUCUGUAUGCCCUGAGCCCCUAGAAAGACAGGAGAGUAAGUGGUAUGAAGGACAACCGGAAGCUCUUAUUUUGCCAGUCCAAUAUUAAACCACAGGGCAGCCAAUGACAUUUCAUAAGGGUACAGAUAUUUAAAAAAAAUACCCAGCCCCAGUAUUUUGCUGCACCAUUGAAAUUUAUUGUAGAUUAGAGGGCAUCAUUUCCAAAAGACUACAGGCGAGAUGUCCACAACAUGGCAAGAUUCAGUCUCACUGUGGCAGGGUCAGGGGAGAUGCAUGUGACUGGGCACUCCCUGGACCAGUAUUGGCCAAGGGAUGUCGCUGCCUCUGGUGUCUGCUUGCCUGCCAUGACUUGAUGUUGAGUUCAUGAUUACAGAACAGGCAGUUCAUCAUAAUGGCAUGUAGUCCCUUUAUAGGUAGGAUACAUGCUUAAGAGUUACAGUUGAAACACAGUUUAAAAUUAGGGCCUGUCUCCUUAAGGGCUGGUCAGACUUGCAAGUGCGAUCGCCUUGUGUGUCUGAGCAGGGCACCCUACGCCCCCUCCACAGUCCACCAGAUUUACAACAGAAACAGACACAGCAAAAGAGCAGGACUAUUUGCACUCCUCAAUCUGGCAGUGUUGCAGCCUAGCAGCUUCUCUCUCUUCUUCCCCCUCCUCCCUUCUGGUCUCCACAGCUGCUGCUUAUCUCCCUCCCGGAGCCCCAGCAGCCAGUCUCCUGGAUUCUUCACCCCCUGACAGUCAGCGGACCCUUAG